This is a messenger RNA of Neltuma alba, 2676 nucleotides long. Its product is annotated as UDP-glycosyltransferase 73C4-like. NCBI's taxonomy places the organism in Eukaryota, Viridiplantae, Streptophyta, Magnoliopsida, Fabales, Fabaceae. The transcript has a single exon. The record is from RefSeq and is a predicted model, not a curated record. Gene Ontology annotation, molecular function: UDP-glucosyltransferase activity. Bases 1095 to 2624 code for a protein of 509 amino acids.
UAUUUAUAUCUAAACUACUUCUUAAUAGGCCAGCAUUCGAACCUGGAUCCUCUGGGCCACUCUCUAGUAUUCAAACUCAAGCGAUGAGGACCACAAUUGCCGGCUAUUUCCAAUUAUUUUCUGGUCACCUCAUCAGAGGAUGGAGUUUUAGUGGCAAGCAGUGGAUGAAGUUUUAUAGUUAUUUCACAGUAAAAACUUAAUGUCAAAGAAGUCUUCAAAAUCUUUAAAAUAAUCAGGCCAAAUCCUGAUAUAGGAUAUACAGAUUUAAGAGUGUUUUUGUCUCACUCUCCCUAAUUUCAAAUGUAAACUCACUUUUCCACCCAACAACAAAUGAACAACUCAACAUUGUAAGUUCAAAAGACAUUCAAGACACAGAAUAUAAUGGUGGUGGCUCAUGGGGAUUUUAAUUUAACUGACACAAAUCAUGUUCAGGGCCAACCAAAGACAGCUGUUUGCCCAUGUCAUGGGCCAUCUCACGUUUGCCAAAUCUGAAAUUACUUCUCUCCUUCUGCAUACUGGUUUGUCAGUUGACAGUAGCCAUUUAUACGGUCAUGCCACAGUUCUGGUCUGGUUUCACUGUAUCUGGUUAGUGCCUAUCCCUUCUAUGUCCAACUUCUGUCAUGGUUUGGUUGGGAUCUGGUCUUUAGUUGAAAAUUUCACAGAUUUUUUUGUGAGCUCAAAUUUCAAAAGCUGAUGUAUAGUCCCUAUUCUUACCAUAAGAAGAAAUAGGACAGUACCCAUGGGAACCUAAAACUUUUCGGGUCCAUGCAUUGAAAAUCACAAGCAUCUUCGCACGAUAAUCAAGAGAUUUCGAUCAACAUGUCUCUGAUCCCAAAAUCUCACUUGGAUUACAUCCCCGACAUCAUCCAUUACGUCUUGUUGCUGCGAACCGAACCAGGACCAUGUGCUUACCCAUCCUUGCUUUUUAUGAAUCAAAGAACAACGUGAACUCUUGGGUCAUUCUUUAUUUUAGGACAGUAUCACCUAAGGCUACAUAGCCUGUGCCCCACAGGACAUAGCAACUCAGCCUCCAUUAAUACCCCUAAAUCUAAAUUGCAAGUUCAAGCCUCAUUUGCAUUAGAACUUUGCUUGCCAUGGCGCCCAAGCUUGAGCUCCACUUUGUUUUGAUACCUUUAAUGGCCCCAGGUCAUCUUCUUCCCAUGGUGGACAUGGCUAGAUUGUUGGCUCGGCGACACGUAAAGGUGACCAUAGUGACCACACCCCUAAAUGCUGCCAGAGUCAGAGCCAACAUCGACAGAGAUAUUCAACUGGGCUCACCAAUCCAACUUCAACUUAUCCGAUUCCCAAAUGCUGGGUCUGGAAUACCUGAGGGCCAUGAGAGCGUAGAUACUCUACCUUCCAUGGAUCUUCAGGAGAACUUCUUCAAGGCCUUGUGCUUGUUGCAGAACCCACUUGAAGAACUCUUUGAAAAGCUUAAUCCCACUCCGGACUGCAUAAUAUCUGACAGACACAUUCUACCUGCUGCUGAUAUUGCCAGAAAGUUCCAAGUUCCAAGAAUAAUAUUUGAUGGAGCUAAUUGUUUCUUCUUGUUAUGCAAUCAUUGUCUGCAUGAUUCUAAGGUACAUGAGAAUGUGUCGGACUCAGAACCCUUCAUUAUUCCUGGAUUGCCAGAUAGGGUUGAAUUCAAAAAAUACCAGCUUCCCGGGGCGUUCAAUCCUAAUGCCACAAACCAAGGCCUGAACGUCGCUCGUGAGAUGGUAAGAGAAUCUGAAGGAGAGGCACUUGGAGUGGUAGUGAAUACCUUCCAAGAGUUAGAAGCAGAGUAUGUGGAAAAGUAUAAGAAGGUCUCCGGGAAAAAGGUUUGGUGUAUUGGCCCCGUCUCACUGUCCAACGAAAACAAAUUGGACAAGGCUCAAAGAUGCAAGAGAAACGACUCAAACGACGAAGAAGAAGACCUUUAUUACAUGAAGUGGCUUGAUUCAUGGCCGGCAAGAUCUGUCAUUUAUGUCUGCCUUGGAAGCUUAAAUCGAGUAACACCGGAACAAUUGAUGGAGCUCGGUUUGGGACUGGAAGCUACAAAAAGGCCAUUCAUUUGGGUGAUAAGAGGUGCAUACAAAAGAGAAGAAACAGAGAAGUUACUGUUAGAAGAUGGAUUAGAAGAGAGAGUGAAAGGAAGAGGAGUAUUAAUAAGGGGUUGGGCACCACAAGUGUUAAUAUUGUCACACACAGCAAUAGGAGCUUUCAUAACACAUUGUGGUUGGAAUUCGACGCUGGAAGGAAUAUCCAGCGGGGUGCCAUUAAUAACGUUUCCUUUGUUUGCUGAGCAGUUCUACAAUGAGAAGGUCAUUGUGCAAGUGGUGCAGACAGGCGUGACGGUGGGACGUGAACGUGUUGUGCAUCUUGGGGAGGAAGAGAAGUUCGAUGCAAUUCAAGUGAAUGGGGAAAAAGUGAAGGAAGCUGUGGAGAAAGUAAUGGGUGAAGAUGAAGAAGGCAAAAAAAUAAGAGAAAGAGCGAGACAGUAUGCGGAAAAGGCAAAGAAGGCCGUCGAGAAAGGUGGGUCGUCUUAUCUUGACAUGUCACUGCUAAUUGAAGACAUAACACAACAUGUCAAAGGGUUGAAGAUGAAGGAAGAAGAAGCAGAGCCACAAUACGGUCCAAAUUAAUGCGUGAAGCGUUUGCACUAACUCGGCUUUUGGGGUCUGAAAUGUGUUGUAU